UGAAUGGACGAGGGUACGAAAUACCGAGUGCCCAUCGGCGACGCCUGCGUGUCUAUGCGCGUGUGCUUCGACUCGCUGUGCUUCUCGUCGUCGCAGCAGCCGCGCGCCGACGAGGAGGACGCCGUAGUCGCCGGUGCGUCGUCGCAGCUGCCGACGGACGGCGCGAGUGCCGCGGCCGUCGACGGCGGCAUCGGCGGCAUCGUCGCCACCACCACGCAAAUCACCCAAGUGCCGCUCCACUUCGGCGCCGGCGGUGGUGCAGCCGCGAUCGCCACGAUGGGCACCCUCAGGGAGCUCCACGAGCUGCUGCGCGUCAAGGACGAGCGGAUCGCCGAGCUCGAGGCCGUCGUCUGUUGCCGCGACGCCGAGAUCCAGGAGCUGCGCAGCCACCUCGACAAGUUCCUGAGUAUCCUGCCGUUCAGCGCGGCGCCGCCGCUCACCCCGACGAAGCCGCGUACCCGCGACCGUGCCCAGGGAAUAUCCGCGGAGCCGCCGCUCCAGGAGCUCGCGCCUCUCGCGGUGGUCGACAAGAGCGACAGAUCUCGCGAGCUGAUCAAGACUGCCAUAUUGGACAACGACUUCAUGAAAAAUUUGGAACUUACGCAAAUCCGGGAAAUUGUCGAUUGCAUGUAUCCUGUUACAUUUCCAGCUGGUUCGAUAAUUAUACAAGAAGGAGAUGUCGGCUCUACUGUCUUCGUCAUGGAGGAGGGUAAGGUCGAGGUGUCGAGGGACGGCAAAUAUCUCAGCACUUUGCAACAUGGUAAAGUAUUGGGUGAACUCGCGAUUCUUUACAAUUGCAAGAGGACAGCAACGAUCACUGCUGCGACUGAUUGCCAAUUAUGGGCCAUCGACCGACAAUGCUUCCAAACCAUUAUGAUGAGGACCGGCCUUUCGAGACAAGCUGAAUACACGGACUUCUUAAAGAGCGUGCCAAUUUUCAAAAACCUGCCCGAGGAAACUCUAAUCAAAAUUUCGGAUGUUUUAGAAGAGACAUUUUACAACAACGGGGAUUAUAUAAUAAGACAAGGAGCAAGGGGUGACACAUUCUUCAUCAUCAGUAGAGGACAAGUACGCGUGACAAUAAAACAGCCCGAUACAACGGAAGAGAAAUAUAUUAGAACUUUAAGAAAAGGCGAUUUCUUCGGUGAAAAAGCUUUACAAGGAGAUGAUCUCAGAACUGCUAAUAUUAUCGCCGACGAUCCAGAAGGAGUGAGUUGUUUGGUAAUAGACCGCGAAACGUUUAAUCAAUUAAUCUCAUCCUUGGACGAAAUCCGAACGCGGUACAGGGAUGAGUUGGUGGAACGUAGGAGAUUAAACGAGGAAUUUCGGGAUGUACGAUUACAAGACCUUCGGACUAUUGCGACUCUCGGCGUGGGUGGUUUCGGAAGAGUUGAAUUAGUCCAAAUUGCCGGAGACAGCACACGAUCUUUUGCCCUGAAGCAAAUGAAGAAGGCGCAGAUCGUCGAGACACGACAGCAACAGCACAUUAUGUCAGAAAAGAGGAUCAUGAGCGAAGCGGAUUGCGAUUUUGUAGUCAAGCUUUUCAAAACCUUUAAAGAUAGAAAAUAUCUGUAUAUGCUGAUGGAAGCCUGUUUGGGUGGCGAGUUAUGGACCGUUCUUAGGGAUAAGGGAUAUUUUGAUGAUGGUACUACACGCUUUUAUACUGCAUGCGUUGUGGAAGCAUUCGAUUAUCUGCACUCCAGAAAUAUCAUCUAUAGAGAUCUUAAACCGGAAAACUUACUUUUGGAUAAUCAAGGAUAUGUUAAACUUGUGGAUUUUGGCUUUGCCAAACGGUUAGAUAACGGAAGGAAAACGUGGACUUUUUGUGGCACACCAGAGUAUGUGGCACCGGAAGUCAUUCUAAAUAAAGGUCACGACAUAAGCGCCGAUUACUGGUCUCUUGGUGUUCUCAUGUUUGAGUUGCUUACGGGUACGCCUCCUUUUACGGGUGCUGAUCCGAUGAAGACGUAUAAUAUUAUCUUAAAAGGAAUCGAUGCUAUAGAAUUUCCCAGAUCCAUUACACGUAACGCGAUGGCACUCAUCAAAAAGCUUUGCAGGGAUAAUCCAGCAGAACGUCUUGGAUAUCAAAGAGGUGGCAUCAGUGAAAUACAGAAGCACAAAUGGUUCGAUGGCUUUAAUUGGGAAGGUUUAAAAACGAGAACUUUGGAGCCCCCGAUAUUACCACGAGUUCAAGGCGCUACAGACACUACGAAUUUCGACGCUUAUCCAGCUGAUUCAGAUCCACCGCCACCUGACGAUAUUUCCGGCUGGGAUAACGAUUUUUAACGCAAAAAAUAUAAAGGACUUCUAAUAUUCGCGUUUUUAACCUAGCAGGAAAUUGUAAUGAGACAUGACGCUCUCUCAAUUAUAUGAGAUAAUUGGCGACACCUGCAUUUAUUUAUACUUUUCUCAUGUCACGUAAUAUACAGAUUACAGUCGCAUUUUAUCAUAUUUUUACAUUUUUCGUCAUAUUUCGUAUAAUAAGUAUAAUCGAGAUUUGAAUGAGAAAAAUUGCAUUGUGAUAAAAUUAACAAUUUUUAUAAAUUUCAAAAUU
Cyphomyrmex costatus is the source of this 2554-nucleotide messenger RNA. It is a transcript of the gene for, whose product is annotated as cGMP-dependent protein kinase for. The transcript is spliced from 10 exons. Gene Ontology annotation, biological process: protein phosphorylation. The record is from RefSeq and is a predicted model, not a curated record. Lineage: Eukaryota; Metazoa; Arthropoda; Insecta; Hymenoptera; Formicidae. Bases 4 to 2286 code for a protein of 760 amino acids. Gene Ontology annotation, molecular function: cGMP-dependent protein kinase activity; ATP binding.